AUGUUGAUUCAGGCGAGAUGGGACGAAUUGAGGCAGAAGAUGCAGGUCGUCAAGAAUGCAUAUGUGAGCCGGCAUUACUCGCAAUGCGCGAAAUAUGGAGAGAGAUUGCUGGCUGAAGUACAAGGCGAGCCUAUCAAGAUCCACCCCAUCCACCUCGCCUACCUAAACUUCUACACCGCGCUCUCCCAUGACACCCUCGCACGCGAAGCCACCCUAAAAAACCGCUACAAAGAGCUCUCUCUCGCAGAAAAGCACUACGUCGCCGCCGUCGCCGCCCUCUCACCCCAAGAGUACACCUCCGACCGCGCCAUGCAAGUGGCCUCGCCCACAUCAUCCACAUCCUCGCACUCCCCCACCGAAGCAAACGUAAUCUGGCGCUUCCGCCGCGCCGACUCGGUCAGUUCCACCGCCUCCUUCGCCUCCAGCGCAACCUCAAUCUCGUCCUCCCGCUCAGAUCUCGACUACACGCACCGCAGCAUGGGCUCGUACUCCUUCCCCUCGCCCCCGCAGCACUUCCAUGCACACGCACACACGCGCAAGCGCAGCAUCAUCAUCCCGUCGCGCCCGCAGACGCCAGAGGAGUACCAGUUCGCCGCGGACACGGCGGCGUUUGUGCGCAUGGUCCGCGGGCACUUGAUGGAUGUGCGCACGCUGAAGCAGGCGACUGAUGCGCCGAGUCUCCGACAUGUCGAGUCCGGUGAAGUCGAGGGCAGGGAGUCGCGUGUUCGAUGGCGAGAUGGAGGAGGUGAAGAGGAGGGAGAGGAAGAAUAUGAGUUGGAGACCGCGAUUUGA
Messenger RNA from Parastagonospora nodorum SN15, 792 nucleotides. RefSeq lists its product as hypothetical. The transcript has 3 exons. Lineage: Eukaryota; Fungi; Ascomycota; Dothideomycetes; Pleosporales; Phaeosphaeriaceae. The record is from RefSeq and is a predicted model, not a curated record. Bases 1 to 792 code for a protein of 263 amino acids.